GGUUAUUUGCCGAUUCUACCUCGCUUCGAAGUUUGAUGAGAAUUGUUGUUCCUGAUGGAGCUGGAGGACCAGUGGUGGAAAGGACAAGUCGCUACAGAUAUCCACCAGGCUCUCCGCAAUAAGGAGCUGAAACUACUUCCCUACAAGUGUCGGUCCCCUCAGCUGAAUGUCAGACGAUAUUUUGCAGAUCUUCUUGCAAUCAUCAGCAAUCGUUUUCGUCUUUGCCCCACUGCUCGUCACCUGGCUGUUUAUCUUCUAGACUUGUUCAUGGACUGCUAUGAUAUUUCCGUGCAGCAGUUGCAUCUGGUAGCACUCUCCUGUUUACUUUUAGCAAGCAAGUUUGAGGAAAAAGAGGAUCGCGUACCCAAACUUGAGCAACUCAACAGCCUCAGUUGUAUAACCAGUGUGAACUUGGUGUUAAACAAACAGACCUUGUUGCAUAUGGAGCUACAGUUACUGGAAUCCUUUCAGUGGAAUCUCUGCCUACCAACUGCUGCCCACUUCAUCGAUUACUACCUCUCCAUUGCUGUCCACGAAACUGAUCUUCAUGAUGGAUGGCCUAUGCUUUACUUUGAGAAGACCAAGUUAUACACUGAAAAGUACUCUGGCUACUUUCUAGAAGUGUCUUUACAGGAUCAUGGCUUUCUAAGUUAUUUCCCUUCAGUAGUUGCUGCUGCUUGCAUAGCAGCAUCUCGUGCUGUUCUCAGGCUCUCUCCUUUAUGGCCAGUCCGGCUGCAUCAUCUUACAGCUUACACAUGGGAAACGCUGUUACCUUGUGUUGAGCAUCUGUUAAUUGCUCAUGACAAUGAUGUAAAAGAAGCCAGUAAACAGAAAGAUGAUCAAUCAGUUUUGGAAAUUGGACAGGCAACUUUAUCAACUCACUCCAUAGUUUCCCCAGAAACCCGGAAUGAGCUGCAUGCUCCAUCGUACUUGCACCCAAACCUGCUGCAGUAUUCCCAUCAACAGCCAUUGCAACUGAAUUGCCAAGGUACCUUUCCAACUGGGCAGAUAUCAAGAUGCACAGUGCCAUCACAUCCUUCAAAUAUCCAGGCUAAUCCUCCAUCUCAUGGACACAUGCAAACUAAUGCUGCAGUACCCUUAGCUACAAAUGUAGAAGUUAAAUCUUCUAUUAAUAUUCCUUGUAAUCAGGUCUAUAAAAUUAAUGGUCACUUUAACCUGAAUAGUAACAUCCAUUAAAAGCUAACUGCAAUAAUCCAAUCCUGUUAUUAAAAUACAAUACAAAAUGUGAGAUCAAUUUUAUUAACGUAAUUAUAAUUUGGAAAAGCACUUAUUUUCUACAUGUCAAUUAAAGAAACAAUUGCUUAUUUUGUUGACAUUGGGAUUAUUGAGCACGAAUAGUCACAAAAUUAACUAAAUUUGUGUUUAGAGAUAUAUUUCAUUAAAAUAGAACUUCCGUUUAAUCUGGCAGUCAGUUGAAGUGAGAUGGUGAAAGGCUGACAGAUCAACAAGGCAGGAUGCUAAUUUGGAAGGCUUG
Molecule: messenger RNA, 1495 nt
Organism: Hypanus sabinus (Atlantic stingray)
Lineage: Eukaryota; Metazoa; Chordata; Chondrichthyes; Myliobatiformes; Dasyatidae
Gene: ccnj
Product: cyclin J
Exons: 5
Coding region: 55-1197 (380 amino acids)
Biological process (GO): regulation of cyclin-dependent protein serine/threonine kinase activity; mitotic cell cycle phase transition
Cellular component (GO): cytoplasm; nucleus; cyclin-dependent protein kinase holoenzyme complex
Molecular function (GO): cyclin-dependent protein serine/threonine kinase regulator activity
Source: RefSeq, a predicted model, not a curated record